AAACAGGAAGUUGCAUUAAUACGCAAAAGAGCUCGAUGAUAAUGAUGCAUUGAUUAUUUAUUCCAUCUACAAGCAACACACUUUCUCUAGUACUGAAAGUGUUGCAUAGAAAAUCUUACGUUGAUUAGAUCUAAUUGCCAUAAACGAAAAUGUGUGAUCCAAUUUUUGAAUACCAGUUUAGACUUAUCUUGAUCGGAGACAGUACAGUAGGUAAAUCCUCCUUGCUUCGUUAUUUUACAGAUGGCAAGUUUGAUGAAGCUUGUGAUCCUACUGUAGGCGUAGACUUCUAUGCUCGUUUAAUGGAAGUAAAACCUGGCGUUAGAGUUAAACUUCAACUAUGGGACACUGCUGGUCAAGAACGAUUCAGAUCGAUCACACGUUCAUACUAUCGGAAUUCAGUAGGUGUUAUGAUUGUCUAUGAUAUUUCAAAGAGAAGCAGUUUUGAAAAUCUGAAGGACUGGUAUGAGGAGGCACGUGAACACAUUGAGCCUCACAAGGCAAUCUUUGUCAUCCUGGGACACAAAGCAGACAAUGAAGAGAGAAGACAAGUCACAUUUAGAGAAGGAAAGCGUUUUGCAGAAAUGCAUGGACUAAAAUUUUUUGAAACAUCAGCAAAGAGUGGGCAGAACGUGGAAGAAGCAUUUGCCUCUAUAGCAAAAGACACAUAUCAACAUUUACAGGAUGGUCAUAUCAAAAUAGAAGAGGGCUGGGAUGGCGUCAAGGCUGGCUUUGCACGCCCUAAAGAAACAGUACAACUUGCUGAGGCAGAAGGGGAGAGUCGCUGUUGUUGAUUUAGUCAUCCACUUCCUUGAAUAAUACAUCACACACACCACAUAUGUGUUAAGUAUAAAUUGUUUACUGUGCAUAAGGUAAAUAAAUUCCAAGCUACUGUUGACCACCAUCUUUCAGACACUGCACGCAUAAAUAAAUCUCUUCUUUUCUUGCUAUAUAUGUCAGUAUGCUUGCCUAGGUUUCUAUAAUGCAUUGUUAGACCAAGAAAACUCAGUUAUUUAAGAGCUGGUCUUCACUGUAUUCAUCUCUGCAUUGUUAAGAAACAAAGUGAAACUAAAGUUGUAACUAUUUUACUUACAAUUUCUCCUCACCUGGUAAUUGGCUUAAAUCGUUUCUAAUUUUAAGUUAGAAGCAUUUGCUUAUUUUUUGGUAGUGUUAAAAGCCAUAUUUUGUUGGUGGUGCUUCUCUGAUAUCAAUGAAUGUAUAACCAUGUGCAAUAUUUUUUUUCCUGAGAUUUUUUUGUAAAUAGUGUUUUAUUUUAAUUGUUGUAAAUAGUCUGUUUUUAAAACAUCAAAACCCAACAGUGAUUAUUAUUGAGACAGUUGUACACAAAUAUUUACAAACAUUCUGAGAUUUUUAAAAUUGGCACAUAUCUUGUGUUGAGACUAGUGUUGUAUUUAGAAAUUUUGUGGCAGAUGUUCAUUUAGAAUUAUGAAAAAUGUUAAAUUAGUCAGGUUUGUGGUCUGUGGUCAGUGUAUUUUAUGACCUCUGCUACUUUUUGGAGGUCCUUUGUAAAUUUAUUCUCAACUAAAUGCUUGUAUUCAUUAUUCAAGAACUUUCCAGUGAUUUAAAAUAUAAAAAUCAGAAAGUUUCUUUAUAUCAGGAUUGGAUUAUUUUUUUAUAGAAUUUGAAACUUGAGAUGUCACUGAAUUAUCAGUAACCUGACCCAAACAUAUUGGCCGUGACGUCUUAUCUAAACAUUUUGAUGUGAUUUGUAUUCUUUCUCUUUCCAUUUAGCUAUGCUAUAGUGGAAGCUCAUGCAUAAUCACGAAAAAAUCAAAUGUUUGAUUGUACUUGUAUCAGUACUUAAAGACAAAUAAAUCUUAUUUUAUGCCAUUGGUUUUUCCUUUGCUUAAUGUAGCUCACACUCCUGUGUAAUUCAGCAGAGUCUGGGUGUUUACAAUUUUUUAACAAGCAAAAAUUAUUUUAAAUAGCUUAAUGUUUUACUUUGAAUGUUAUAAAGUUUCGUAAAUUACUAAAUGAGAUAUUUGUAAGUUGAAACAGGGGUGAGAGCUUGAUGACAUUUUUGUGUUUAAGAAUAUUUAAAUGGAUAAGUUAUAAUAUGAGGUGAAAGUUUGAGAUGAUUGAUGCAAAGAUGUCUUAAUGAGUGUAGAUGAAAUGCAAUGUUUUUUUUGUCUCGUAGUCAUAAAACUAAUGAAAGUUACCUAACUUUUGUUUAGUUUUAGUUAAAAUGUCUUUGGAGUGGAACUAUAGUUUGAAAAUCUUAUCAUUUUAUGCUCCAGUUCAAGUUUUUUAAAACUUGAGGAAAGUUUUCCAAUCUAAAUUUACCUUUGCUACUAAACACUUGUGAUUGGAAUGUGUAACAAUCAUUAGAAUGAGUUGAGUACUAUUUCAGAUAGUACUCCUCAGAUGGAAAUGUUUUUAUAUAUUGUCCUUGGCAAAUAUUUUAUCUUGGCACAAAUGUCAGUGGUGAUUUUGUCAUUGACAUCUUGUCAGCCAUAUAACCCAUUAUAAUAUUAUUCUCAGCGACUUAAGCUAUGUGCUUAGAGAAUGGAUGUGCUGAAUCUUUAAAAAAUGUUUCUUUCUCACAUGUCAAAAAUACGACUCAUCACAGAGGUGUUUUAAAUUAUAUAAUGCUGGAAAGGGACACUUUUACUUAGCAAAAAAUAAAGACUCUUAAUUUUAUAAUUUUGAAAGACGACAAGACACAAGAAAUUAAAUUAAUAAUUGACUGGAAAUAUUUUGGAAUAUUUUCUUUAAUUUCUUAGAAAGUUUUUAAUAAUAUUCACAAAUAAUUAUUUUUUAAAAAUUGAAUCGCAAUUGACAGCAAUUGUACUAUUCAAAUAAUUGUAAUGACCAUAACACUGUUUCAUUUACUGGCCAGUUAGUUACUCCCGGGUAUGGCGUCAUCACAGAAAGUGAGUUAGGGCCAAGUUGCCACUAGUCAUUUAACAACUCACCCACAUUGUAUGCUUUCAUAACAUCAAAAAUAUCAGAUACACAUAUUUCAAUAUUUCUAUUUUAUGUAAGCUACAAGUUUUUAGUGUUUAAUAGUUAUCUUGCUUAAACAUGUCACAACCAUCAUACAUAAUCUAUAAACAUAUCCCCAACAGCUAUGGGUAGAUUAGGUUGUUUUUCUAGCCAACAAAACAAGCUGUUUGUGUUUCACCCAUCUUUUGUGUUUCAACCUUGAUUUAUGAUGUAGGGUUCUACACCUAGAUAAUAGAUGUUAUCUAAAACAAAACACUUUAAGAAAAAAAUAUUUUUUUAGGUUAGGUGAAAAUGAACACAAAAACUUAGACGAACUCCAGUAUUAUCUCUAGUUUUGGUUAGUAGUAAACUAUAUUAUACAUUUGCUUGUAUUGUAUUUGUAGGAGAUGAAAUUUUUUUUCUUGAAAAACUAUUGAAAUAAAACUUGAUUCAAAAUUAUAA
Molecule: messenger RNA, 3405 nt
Organism: Physella acuta
Lineage: Eukaryota; Metazoa; Mollusca; Gastropoda; Physidae
Product: ras-related protein Rab-39B-like
Molecular function (GO): GTPase activity; GTP binding
Source: RefSeq, a predicted model, not a curated record